UAACGCAAUCAAACUUAGCUGCGAGUUUGGCUUGGGGUUUCUGUUCCAGUCUAGGGUUCCAGGUGCUUAUUCGGGAUGUCAAGAGUAUAUAUUGGAAACUUGGACCCAAGGGUCACUGAAACAGCGCUUGAAGAUGAGUUCCGUACCUAUGGAGUGAUCAGAAAUGUCUGGGUUGCAAGAAGGCCUCCUGGCUAUGCUUUUAUAGAUUUUGAUGACUCAAGAGAUGCACUGGAUGCAAUUCGGGGAGUGGAUGGUAAGAAUGGUUGGAGGGUUGAGCUUUCUCACAGUUCUAGAGAUGGAGGUCGCGGAGUUUCUGGGCGUGGAGGAGGACGUGGUCGUUCUGGUGGUUCUGAUUUGAAGUGCUAUGAGUGCGGUGAAGCUGGUCAUUUUGCCCGUGAGUGCCGUCUUCGUGGUGGAGGUGGAGGUGGAGGUGGAGUGAGGCGCCGUAGUCGCAGCCCACGUAGAUACCGUAGGAGCCCGAGCUAUGGUCGGAGCCGUGACAGGAGUUACAGUCCUCGUGGUCGUUCUCCUCGCCGCCGUAGUUUGUCUCCUCCUCGUGGACGUAGCUAUAGCCGAUCUCCUUACCGUGGACGAGAUGAAGUUCCCUAUGCAAACGGUAAUGGUGUGAGGGAUCGUCACAGAAGCAGGAGCUGAGGGAGGAUUUGAGAAAAGACACUUACCAAAACAUCUGGAGUUGUGUUACUACUUUAGCUUGAACUACUACUAGCUCACAACUGUGUAAGUGGGGUCACUAUUUUGCUUCUGUUGGUGGAUUUGGUUCAACUUUCUUAUCUUUUGAUACCAAAUGUGUAUUUGGUGUCAGUAGUUCGUGUUCUCUUAUGACAUUUACAUUUAUAUUUUUAUUAUUAUUGGUAGAUGGGAUUGGAGCUAUGGUAGGUACUGUUUCUUAGUGAUAUAAUGUAUUAAAAAAGACACUGCUAAAAUGUUUUUUCUGUUUUUUGUGCCGAGGUUGUCUUCCUGGUACCUACUGCUUCAUUCGUUCUACACUCUACUACUACUACUACUACUUCUACUACAUGGUUUUGUUCUUCCUUGUCUGACCUGCUGCUGUGGGAUCUUCAAUUUUUGAAUGAUUGUGGACCCCAGCUGGCUACUUCGUGGCUACAAGCUCCUUCUAAUUGUUUGAACCUCUGGGGGUUAUGAAGCGCCUCACCUCAAAUCUAGUGGUGUUUCCUUUUUAACAUGUUAUAAUAAUGAUGACGAGGAGCAGCCCGCUUCAAACACUUCUGCUGGCAGGUAUUUAAUCUCUUCCGGAGAUGUGUGGCUUUAUUUGCAUCCUAAAUCCACCUUCAAAUUCAUACUCCAGUUAGCUGUGGAUUUAUGUUUCCGUUUAGUAAAAAAAUCGAUUAACACCCUUCCAUUGGCUAUUCAAACUGCAUGUUUUCAAUAGAGCGAUUUCACAAUAUUUUAUUCAAGUUUAAAAUGUUUUUAUUCUCCCUCAACCUAGCCAUGUAUUAUGGUUUUCUUAUAAAUAAAACCAAUGGCUUAAUGGUUUCUGGCUCUGGCUGUUCCUUAAGAUUCAAGGAUCCAAUUGUGAAAACGUUCAACACUUCACCUCAGUGGUUAUACGACUUUUAUGAUUUUUUUUUCUCCGUUCUGAUUUGUAUGAUUUUCUCUUCAUCCUGCUGUAGUGUGGGUGAAGAUUGGAAACUAUACUAUUAAUUACAGCAUAUUUUUUCCGCGUCAGAGUACAUGGACUUUUAUAAUCCCAAAUGGUUAAAUAAUACCCCAUUGAAGUAUACGUAUUCUUUUUCUGCACUUUUCAAAUUGAAUGAUGUUUUAAAUAUUUGAAUUUUCAACAAUAGAAUUAGGAUGUAAUAAAUAUACCCUAUGUUCUACAAUAGGUUUCGAACUUCCACAAAUACUAUAUUUUUAAGCAAUCAAGAGAGUAGUAAAAUUGGCGUUUAUAGCAUGUUCAUGAAUGUGAAGAAUUUUAAUUUUAAUUAUGUGUAUAUUACUUGGGUUUCUUACAAGAAUAUUACUAAAAUAAAACAUAUUUACAUAAAUAUGACUAUUCAUUACUACAAUGUGGUGUUGUGGUAACUUAAGCUCAAAAAUUGAACAUGAAUUACUAUGAUUUCAUUACUACUCUAGUCACUAGUCAUAUUUUUGUAAAUCAUCUUUAUUUUGAUCAUAUUUAUGUAAUUAUUUCAUAUUUUACAAAAAAUUAUCUUGUGUUUUAAUAUUUUGAACAAAAAAAGUCGAAGCCCCUUUUCAAGUGAGAUUGAGGUAGUGUAUGCUCUAGACCUUAACUUUUAUUUUCAACACAUAUCAAUCUUAUUCCACAAAUACUAUAUUUUUAAGCAAUCAAGAGAGUAGUAAAAUUGCCGUUUAUAGCAUGUUCAUAAAUGUGAAGAAUUUUAAUUAUAAUUAUAUGUGUAUAUUACAAAAAAUUAUCUUGUGUUUUAAUAUUUUGACCAAAAAAAGUCGAAGCCCCUUUUCAAGUGGGAUUGAGGUAGUGUAUGCUCUAGACCUUAACUUUUAUUUUCAACAUAUCAAUCUUAUGAGUCAGUUCUUUUAACUACACAUAAUAGGGGUUGACACUAUUCAAGUGAAAAUAGUACUCGUAUCAAAAUAAUGAAGCUUGAAGUUAUUUUUCUAGCCAAAUUGGUUAAAGUUAGUGUAUACUUUUCAAAUAAGUUUUUCCUUAAUUUUUUCUUUGUAUCUCAGCCAAUUUAAGCAUUUCAACAAGAAUUUCAUGAUUUUUGACAAACUCAACCAAUUAAGUCAAUUCCAAUGUUACCAAAUGGAUUGUCAAAUAUUUGUAUACUUAAAGAGUGAAUGAAAAAAAACUUACUCAAAUUUGGAACAAAAACAAUGUAUUUUUUGUAAAUUGGAGUACAAUAUUUUUCAAAAAAUGAGUAAAAUAGUGUAAUCAAAUCAUCCCUUAUUUGCCCCAUAAAAUACUUCGUGGAUGAGAUUUGUUCGAGAAAAAUAUCUUUAUUCACGUACUCCCUCGUCCCCAAAACAAUUUCUCACUUUCCUUAUUUAGGUAUUCCAAAAUAAUAUUUUCAUUUCCAUAAAAACAACUUUUCAAUAUCAAAAAUCAAAAUUACCUUAACAUUUAGUUACAUCAUAAAUGAGUUGAUACUCCCUCUGUCCCUUAAAAUUUUGUCAAUUUUCCCUUUUUGAUUGUCUUAAUUUUGCCACAUUCUCUUUUUAGUAAAGAGUUUGUGCUAAUUAAUUUUUUCUCCUCUACACAAAUCUCAAUCAUACAGUUUUUACUUUAUUAAUCUGCAUGUCUGUCAAACUUUGUCAAGUUUCAAGGGACUAAGGGAGUAUAAAGUAGGGGUGUUUUGAGAAAGUCAACUUUCCAUUUCAAUUUACAUAAAAUGUUUGCAAGUCAAAGUGAGAAGUUGUUUUGAAGACGGAGGAAGUAUUUAUUAGGGAAAAGUAUAGAAAAUGUAAAUGUGAUUCGGCUUGUUUUUAGACAAAGACGUGUGGUUCAUUUCUUAUUAAAGUAGUCCUCAUACUUUGAUGCCGUUAUCACUGAAGGGUGUGACACUUAAUGUUGCUAGAAAUCGCCCGUGGAAGAUGAACAGUAACUCUGUGUUUCAAAAUUACUCUGAAAAUUUAAAGAAAAGUAUAGAGAGGUGAGCCUCUAUCAUCUUCGUUCGGCGAUUUCUAUUGGCGUUAAGUGUAGGACCCCUUGUGAUAACCGAAUCAAAUAAUGGGGAUUGCUUUGAUAAGAAUUGGAAACACAAGGUUCUAUAUAUUUGAAAACGUUGUCAAUUUACAUGCAUCUUUUCUAUAUUUUUUUGGGAAAACUAUCAAAUAAUCCCCCGUAUUAUACCGAAAAAGUCGAUUAGGCCCUCGUACUUUACAAACACUCAAUUAAGUGCUCGAACUAUUAAAAAACGUUCAAUUAAGCCCUUUUGGUCGGUAAGUAACCGGUUUUCCGGUUAAACGGUGACGACGGCGACGAUGUGCUCGAACCCCAGCAACGGCGGCUGCCGGGAAACGGGUUACAUUUAACCGGGAAACCGGUUACUUACCGACCGAAAGGGCUUAAUUGAACGUUUUUUAAUAGUUCGAGGACUUAAUUGAGUGUUUGUAAAGUACGAGGGCCUAACCGACUUUUUUGAUAUAGUACGGGGGCUUAUUUGAUAGUUUUCCCUAUUUUUUUCUAUUUGGUAAAGCUUUAUGGGACGACUUAAUACCGACAAAGCUUAAUGGGACAUACACAAUAUAGUAGGGUUUAAUGCACCAAACCCUCUUGUGAUAUAGAAAGUCAUUAACCCCUGUGAUUUGAAAAAAUGCGUCAAAUCCCCUUGCGUUUUAAUUAAUCGUGCACAAAACCUUUUUUAUGAAUAAAUUUAACGAUUUCGAAAUCACUUUUCCUAAUAUUUAGAUUGCAUGUGCAAGUAAAUAUGUCAAAAACUCUGAAUCACACAAAAAUGUUAAUCAUUUUUCUUUUAUUUUACAAUUGAAUUUGUUCACAGAAGGGAUUUGGCGCAUAAUUAAUUAAAACAAGAGGGGAUUUGACGCAUUUUUUAAAUCAUAGGGGCUAAUUUGUCGAAUUCUCGAAUUUCAUACGGGGGGUUUGGUGCAUUAAAUCCCAAUAUAGCAUGAUGAAUCAUAAGUAUGGUGGACACGGUCCAGCUACAGGCUGAUUCUAGUCUUGGAUGGGAUGGUCAUUGGUGAAAAUAUGGGGCUCAGGAUUGGGACAUGCAUUUUUGGUUCGUGGUCCCAAUUUUUUUUUUAUUCUUUUCGUUUUAUAAUAAUUGCCAUAUGGACUUUUCUCAAUUAAUGGUGAUUAAAUUUGAUCAAUGAUAUUUAUUAGUACGAAAUUAUUUGAAAUAUGAAAAUUAUUUGAAAAUAUUCUUUGUUAAAAUACUUUCAUAAAAAUAUAGAUUUUAUAAAUUUCACACAAAUAUGAUAAUUAAAAGCACACUUCAAAAUUCACUAUCAUUGAUUAAGAGUCAAUUUGGUCAAGUUUUGUGGAACAUGGAACAUGGAAGUAUAUAUUUAAACCCUCCAUCAUUCUCUCCACCCUUUCCCCACCCUUUCAUCUCAUAUGUGUACCUCCGCCCGUUUUGAAAUGCUUCCUAAUAGUUUAAAGAUGUUUUUACUUGGGUUGUUUUCAGUUUCAAACCAUAUCAGAUUAGACUUGGAUAGUUAUAAAAUGAAUUGAUAUAAGACAUUUACCAGAUCAGGAAAUUUUAGUUCCCAAAAUAUUUUGAGGUCGGAUAACAUGAAUUGAUGUAUGAUAACAAUCCCAAAAAGAGAAGACAGACAAGAAGAAAAGAAAAAAAACGAAAAAAAGAUAAAACGAUUAAGAUAAAGAUAAAUAAAUAUAAGAUAACAAUAACAUAAGAAUAUGAGAAAGAUAAAAGAUAAAAAAGCAUAAAAAGCUAGAAGAUAAAAAUAACAUAAGAACAUAAAAAGAUAAAGAAGAUCAAAAAUUAAAAAAAGUGGAAAGAUAAAAAAGAAAUCAAUCAUCCACACGAAUGUGCGUCCUCCACUUUGCCUUCUCUAAAGCCAUACUCUCAUUCAACCUAAGAAGACUCAUAUCAGUUAUGGUUCCUCUAUUCCAAGUCUUUGGGUCUUCCCCUCCCUCUCCUUUUUGUCUCUCCCCCCCAUUCCUCAAGUCUUCUAACAGGUGCAUCACUCGGUCUUCUACGCACAUGCCCAAACCACCGCAAACGAGACUCCCGCAUCUUAUCUUCUAUUGGUGCUACUCUCACCUUUUGUCUGAUUAUGUCAUUUCUCAAACAGUCUUUUCUGAUAUGUCCAUGCAUCCAACACAACAUAAGCAUUUUUGCUCACUCAUCUUUUGAAUCUGACAUUGUUUCACCGCCCAACAUUCUACGUCAUACACUCAUACAUUAAUGUAGGCCUAAUUGCUGUUCGAUAAAAUUUACCUUUUUGUCUAGUCGGCAUACCUCGAUCGCAUAAAAAUCCUGAUGCACUCUUCCAUUUCAUCCACUCAGCUCUGAUUCUAUGGAAUACAUCUCCAUCUAAUUCACCAUCCUUCUGAAUUAUGGAGCUCAAGUAACAAAACAUAUCUCACGCCGGUAUGUUCUUACCAUCAAGAGUAAUCCCAUUGUUACUACUACUUCUACCCUCGCCAAACUUGCACUCCAUAUAUUCAGUCUUGCUUCGGCUGAGGAAUGGGAUCGAUUGGUCCCAAUCUCAAAAGUUGAGGCCUAGGUUAGUUCGGUUUUGAUCUUGACGCGGAACUUUACUUUCCGGUCUGGGUUCUAAUUGCUUCUAUUUAGAGAAACACCAAUGUUGUUCGGUCUCAACUCUCAAGUUUUUUAAUUGGGUUGAAAUUUUUGAUUUUAUUUGGUUUGUUCAAGUGUGGUUUGUUCCGAUAGAUGAUUAUUUUAUGUGUAUUUUAAAACUCUCGAAGUUAAGUCUGAGAUUGAAAUCACUCCAAUUAUAACUAAAAGUUUUAAAAUUUAAAGCUCAGGACAAAUUGGUAAGAUUUCAUUAAAUAGUCCUAAAUAUUGAAAUAAGCCUAAGUAGUACACUUGAUGUAUAUAACUCGUAACUAACAAGAUAUCAUGCGCGGCUCAAACAAUAGAAAAGUAUGAAUAUUUGAUUAAUCAAAUACUGAUAAAUGUAACAUUGAGUUGUUAAAGUUUUUUUAAUGGAGUUCCAAUCCUUUAUUCGAAUAUAAAAUCCGAGUUUCUCAAGUCACUCUCUGCUUGCUCAAUGGUGAGGAAAGGGAUACAACAAAAGUUUGAGACUGAAAGAAAACGCCCCAUAUUUUAAAGUUUCUUGACUUUGGCGUAUUAUAAGAGAAAUUCAGAAAAGUAGUAGGGUGAUGAAAAAAAUAAGAGAGAAUGCGUGAAAGUAUGAAAGAGAAGAUAAAAUGCAGAAAAUGUAAGCGUAAUUGAAUAUUUGACAAAAAGAACUUAUAAAAACGGGAAAAUCUAAUAAUUUUCAAAUAUAUUUCAUAAAAGGAUUGUGUAAUAAACUUUAAAAUAAGGAAGAAGUAUUGGAAUAAGGAUUGUGUAAUAAACUUUAGCAUUGGGCCGUUCUCAAAUGAUGGUCAAGUUUGUUAGUCCAAAUGCUCUUCCAAUUCAGGCUAAAAAGACCUAUCGGAUGGAUUUUUUUGGGAUCCCUUCCCUCAGAUUUUAAUUUAUGCAGUGUUUGGUUUAGGCUGGGUCAGGUAUAGCCCCCUCAGCCAGUUUUUCUGUUUUCAAUUGCCAUGUUUUUUUUUAUUGUUGAGAGGUUUUGGUCUGCUCCCCCUCUUGGUGUUCUCAUAAUAAAACAUUGGUAAAUGUCUCCCGGCAUUUGCCCCACCAUAUGGGUGGUUUACCUUCCGGGGUUAAAAAAAAGAGGAAGAAGUAUUGGAUUGCCUCAGACCCGUGCAUCACAGCCUCACGGGUACACGUCACUGCUUUCUUUAUUUGGAAAUUAUGGAGUAUGUUGUGGAGUUUCAAUUGGAGGCUAUCGAAAAGCAAAACAUGUUGGUUGGUUGGGCAUUGAAGACUUUCUCAAAUAGAAGAGGCAACAUUUAUUACCAAAAGUGGAUUCAGAAGUUUUCACCUGCAUCCAUGGGAAUGAUAGAAGUAGAUUAAUUGUCUAAUUCGAAUAGGGUGUUGCACUGAUCUUUUUUUUUUCUAGAUCAAUUUAUUUUAAUGGAAGUAGAUUAAUCAAGUGAUGUUCAUUUAUCGAUGAUAGCUUUAGUUUUCAAUCCAUUAUGGCAACUCUAAAUAAUAAUAUUCAGCUUUUAUGAAAAACAAUACUCUUUCCG
Molecule: messenger RNA, 7729 nt
Organism: Cuscuta epithymum
Lineage: Eukaryota; Viridiplantae; Streptophyta; Magnoliopsida; Solanales; Convolvulaceae
Source: the annotation of a GenBank genome assembly